Molecule: messenger RNA, 2708 nt
Organism: Durusdinium trenchii
Lineage: Eukaryota; Dinophyceae; Suessiales; Symbiodiniaceae
Source: the annotation of a GenBank genome assembly
AUGGGUGUGUCCAAAGACCAGACAGAUCAUUUAACGCGCAUGGAUAAGCGCCCAUUGGAAGAAGGUGCGGACAGUGCUGGACACGAAGAAGUACUACAUUUGCAGGUGGAUCAAACGAAUGGGGCACCCGCUGAUUGGAAUAUCGGCGACGCUUGGAAAUUGCUGGAGCAUCCAAAGGUGGAACCUGUGCCUCCGGUGCUUCCAGAUGCCGGCUCGAAGCUACCCUCCGUACGCAUGGCAGCCACGAGGGACUCGAUGCCGUGGUGCACGAGAAUCAGAUCCCGCCUCGAGUGGGGCAAAGGUCUCGGCCCUAUCGUUCGAGCCAUUGAAGAGGAGUUGCAAGAAAUGAAGGAUUUCAACAGCCGGAAUGGGAAUCCGGAUCGCAAGAUCCUCGUCCUUGUCCCUUGGGCAGAGAACGACGUGUACGGCGACUACGGAUAUGCCGGGUGCAAGUGGAUUAAUCAAAAGAGAUACCUCAAAACUGAGGCGGACCGAAAGGUCGCAGCCGAAUGGCCUUUUGCCCAACUCACGCGUGUCCGUGAGGCAGUGGAGAAGAUCAUCGAGCUGCGCAACCAGCCCGAAGUUGCUGACCUGGUCAUGAUCGGCAACGCCCCCGCGGAAGAUUAUGAUCUUCCCAAGGCCUACAACAGGUACCUCUGCGAGCAUUACGCCUACAUGAUCUCCAGAGGCGUCAUGAGCUACAAGGAGGAAAUCGAGCCUCUCACGAUUCUCAAUGCAGGAGAAGGUGAAGGUGAUCUCCAGCUCAUGGAGUUUUUCAUUCGCUAUCCGCCGAUAUCUGAGGUGCGUGCAACAGCUGAUGUCAUGCUUGCCAGAAGGCGAGCCGCAGAAGAGGUUGAACUCAACCCCGCGGACAUCGUCGACUCUGUGGAACAGGAGAUCAUGAACUGGCUACAGCAAGAGGAGGAGGCCGACCAGUUGAGGACGACUGACGACUGUCAGAUGCGACCAAAGGCCGAGGCCGAUCACGAGGAUUUGUCUUGUGAGGGCUACCACUUUGAUGGCGUGGAUUGGGGAUCCUUGAGAAGACGCUUCGAGAUCUAUGCUGAUAAGUACCUGGACCGUCCGCAGCUUCUGGCCGAGGAGUUUGACUUGGCCAAGAGCUAUGCCUUUAGCUAUUCGCCUGAAAACCGAUGCUUGCUGGGCGAUCUCACUUUAAGGUUCUUCCUUUGGUUGGCCGUGAGCCCGUCCGAGCUCCGCGCAGCCGUCGCCGCACUGUCGAGCGACGGAGCAGCUGCGUCGACCCUGACGGAGCUCAUGCAGGAGACUUGGACUUGGUUCUGGGACUUGCCGCUCUCGUGGGAGGAGAUCUUGAAAUCUGGGUGGCCACUCUUCAGUAUUCUCGCAGCUGUCUCCGAACGGGUGCGCGAUGAAGGCGACCGGAGAUGCGAGUCCCCCGAGUUGGCACCUUUCGUGGAGACCUUCGACAACGCCAUUGCAGUCUCAACACAUCAUGCUGCCUCGUUGCUUUUGGAGGCGCGGGCCGAUUGCCCCGAAGCCACGGCGUCUGCCUUGGUGGCGCUGGCGGACCAGCUGCGAACCACCAUGUGGCAACAGCCCAACAGGUAUUAUCACUUCACCUCCACCCUGCCCGAGAGGCAACCGAAGGAGGAGGACGUGGAGAUCCUGCUGUCUCGUGCGGAGGCUUUGCUGCGACCAGCGCGGAGUUGGCGGAGCCUAACGCAGCUUUGGCAGUUGGCGCACCGUGGGAAUCUGUGACAUCGUGCGGGAUCAAAGUCGAAUGCAAAAGGGAAUGAUGUGGAAGAAACAUCCAGUACUAGGUGAUGGUUUCGGAUACUUUUAUACCUUUUUUUUGAACCGUUACUUGGGGAUGAUUGGACCCUCUGACUACUAUGUUUCGGGUUGAAAACACCUCGAAAGAACCCAUGUGCCAUGGUCAUGUGCCACGGAGAAACCUGCCUGUGAGAGGCUCUUAGUUCGUGGACCAGCUGGAUUUCCUAGGUGUAUCAGGAGUUGACCAGCAGCCACCAGAUGGCAAAGUCAGAUGAAUCCAACACUGCUUGGUUUUGCUUGAACAAAGUGGCUGUGGAAGAGAAACAGCAUGUGUCUGUGUGAUUCCCCAAAUGUGCACAAACAGUUGCACAAAAGACUGUGUGAUGUCAAAUUGUGCUGACAUCAGCAGUGCGGAAGUAGUUGGACAACUUGGGGAUGGAGUUUCAGCAGGAGCAAGUUGCAGAAGCUCACCCUUUGUGUCCUGAGUGUCCUGGACUUCCAAGUAGAAGCUUUGUUUUUACUCCACUAAGAGUGGAAAGAGUGGUCACUGGCAAUCCAUGGGCCAUCCACGGGCCCCUCUUCCCUAUAGCAAUCCCAUGGGCACAGCUUGCUAUGCCCAUUUCUUCGGGGUUUUCCGGGGUCAGGUCAAUGCAGGUACCAACAGAGGUUUUUCAGAACCCGACUAUCCCGAGGUCCCCCAGGUUUUCCGGGUCCUGCAGGUCACUCAGUCAACCUCUCUUGGUAAAUAUUCACAUGGAUGGUCAGCUCCAGGACUUCCUGUUUCGCAUGCGCUGAGGGCGUCACUGCGUGACUGUGUCAGCCUUGUUGCUGCAGCAACUUGAAGACUUGACAAAUGAAUCUAGUUUCUUCUCCCCCACGGGCAGCCCAUCCAUCAAAGAUCCACAACUCCCGAUGUUCCUUUCCCAAAUCCACCCAAAUUAUCCCAAAUUCAUUAA